AUGCUCAAGUUGUGGAAAUGGUACCAGAAUUGCUUGGCGGUUCACCCUGUUAAGACACAGGUCAUCAGCUCUGGCUUGAUUUGGGGUGUUGGUGACGUAGCUGCUCAGGCAGUUACCCACUACACUGCCAAGACCCAUGACACAAUGGAUGAGGAUGACAAUAAAGAAUUAAAGAUCAACUGGAAACGGGUGUCUACGACCAGCUUGUUUGGGUUAGGAUUUGUUGGCCCUGUUGGCCACUACUGGUACGAAGGUUUGGAUCGGUUUAUAAGAUUGAAACUCAUGCUUAGACCGAAUUCCUUCCGGUUUGUUGCCACAAAAGUUGCUGUUGAUGGGUUUAUCUUUGGACCAUUGGAUUUACUGGUGUUUUUUACCUUCAUGGGCUUUUCUGCUGGAAAGAGUGUUCCUCAAAUAAAAGAAGAUGUGAAGAGAGAUUUCCUCCCAGCCUUUGUUUUAGAAGGGGGCAUAUGGCCAAUUGUUCAGGUUGCAAAUUUCAGGUUUAUACCUGUGAGGUAUCAACUCCUUUAUGUUAACUUCUUCUGCUUGUUGGAUAGCUGUUUCUUGUCUUGGGUUGAGCAACAACAGGAUGCACCUUGGAAACAAUGGUUGAAAUCAUUUCUACCUUUGAAGUAA
Molecule: messenger RNA, 633 nt
Organism: Sphenostylis stenocarpa
Lineage: Eukaryota; Viridiplantae; Streptophyta; Magnoliopsida; Fabales; Fabaceae
Source: the annotation of a GenBank genome assembly